GUAGUGCUGUUUUAAUCAAGCUGCCCACAGUCCCCCAAUCACUCCUGGAACGCAGCGGUGAGAGGCAGCAGCUUGCUAAGUGGACAAGGAUGCUGGGCGUGAGGGCCCAAGGCCCGCCCUGCACUCGGGCCUCCUCCAGCCAGUGCUGACCAGGGACUUCUGACCUGCUGGCCACCCAGGACCUGUGUGGGGAGGCCCUCCUGCUGCCUUGGGGUGACAAUCUCAGCUCCAGGCUACAGGGAGACUGGGAGGAUCACAGAGCCAGCAUGGAUCCUGACAGUGAUCAACCUCUGAACAGCCUCGAUGUCAACCCCCUGCGCAAACCCCGUACCCCCAUGGAGACCUUCAGAAAGGUGGGGAUCCCCAUCAUCGUAGCACUACUGAGCCUGGCGAGUAUCAUCAUUGUGGUUGUCCUCAUCAAGGUGAUUCUGGAUAAAUACUACUUCCUCUGCGAGCAGCCCCUCCACUUCAUCCCAAGGAAGCAGCUGUGUGACGGGGAGCUGGACUGUCCCUUGGGAGAGGACGAGGAGCACUGUGUCAAGAGCUUCCCUGAAGGGCCUGCAGUGGCAGUCCGCCUCUCCAAGGACCGAUCCACCCUGCAGGUGCUGGACCCGGCCACAGGGAACUGGUUCUCUGCCUGUUUCGACAACUUCACAGAAGCUCUGGCCGAGACAGCCUGCAGGCAGAUGGGCUACAGCAGCAAACCCACUUUCAGAGCUGUGGAGAUUGGCCCAGACCAGGAUCUGGAUGUUGUUGAAAUCACAGAAAACAGCCAGGAGCUUCAAGUGAGGAACUCAAGUGGGCCCUGUCUCUCAGGCUCCCUGGUCUCCCUGCACUGUCUUGCCUGUGGGGAGAGCCUGAAAACCCCCCGUGUGGUGGGCGGGGAGGAGGCCUCUGUGGAUUCUUGGCCUUGGCAGGUCAGCAUCCAGUACGACAAACAGCACGUCUGUGGAGGGAGCAUCCUGGACCCCCACUGGGUCCUCACAGCAGCGCAUUGCUUCAGGAAACAUACCGAUGUGUUCAACUGGAAGGUGCGGGCGGGCUCAGACAAACUGGGCAGUUUCCCAUCCCUGGCUGUGGCCAAGAUCAUCAUCAUUGAAUUCAACCCCAUGUACCCCAAAGACAAUGACAUCGCCCUCAUGAAGCUGCAGCUCCCACUCACUUUCUCAGGCACUGUCAGGCCCAUCUGCCUGCCCUUCUCUGAUGAGGAGCUCACUCCAGCCACCCCACUCUGGAUCAUUGGAUGGGGCUUUACAAAGCAAAAGGGAGGGAAGAUGUCUGACAUACUGCUGCAGGCGUCAGUCCAGGUCAUUGACAGCAUACGGUGCAAUGCAGACGAUGCGUACCAGGGGGAAGUCACCGAGAAGAUGGUGUGUGCAGGCAUCCCGGAAGGGGGUGUGGACACCUGCCAGGGUGACAGUGGUGGACCCCUGAUGUACCAAUCUGACCAGUGGCAGGUGGUGGGCAUCGUUAGCUGGGGCUAUGGCUGUGGGGACCCGAGCACCCCAGGAGUGUACACCAAGGUCUCAGCCUAUCUUAACUGGAUCUACAAUGUCCGGAAGGCUGAACUGUAAUGCUGCUGCCCCUUUGCAGUGCUGGGAGCUGCUUCCUUCCUGCCCUGCCCACCUGGAGAUCCCCCAAAGUCAGACACAGAGCAAGAGCCCCCUUGGGUACACCCCUCUGCCCACAACCUCAGCAUUUCUUGGAGCAGCAAAGGGCCUCAAUUCCUGUAAGAGACCCUCACAGCCCAGAGGCGCCCAGAGGAAGUCAGCAGCCCAAGCUCAGCCACACUUGGUGCUCCCAGCAUCCCAGGGAGAGAUGCGGCCCACUGAACACGCCAGACUGCAGGCCAAGGUCUCAGGGGUAUUGCUAAGCCGAGAAGGAACUUUCCCACACUACUGAAUGGAAGUAGGCUGUCUUGUGAAAGCCCAGAUCACUGUGGGCUGGAGAGGAGGAGGAAAGGGUCUGUGCCAGCCCUGUCCGUCUUCACCCAUCCCCAAGCCUACUGGAGCAAGAAACCAGUUGUAAUAUAAAACGCACUGCCCUACUGUUGGUGUGAUUACUGUUACCGACUGUUGUUAUUGUUAUUACAGCUAUGGCCACUAUUAUUAAAGAGCUGUGUGACAUCUCUGG
Molecule: messenger RNA, 2133 nt
Organism: Chlorocebus sabaeus (green monkey)
Lineage: Eukaryota; Metazoa; Chordata; Mammalia; Primates; Cercopithecidae
Source: RefSeq, a predicted model, not a curated record